Coffea arabica (coffee) is the source of this 915-nucleotide messenger RNA. RefSeq lists its product as uncharacterized. The record is from RefSeq and is a predicted model, not a curated record. Gene Ontology annotation, molecular function: protein dimerization activity; DNA binding. NCBI's taxonomy places the organism in Eukaryota, Viridiplantae, Streptophyta, Magnoliopsida, Gentianales, Rubiaceae.
GGAGUGGAAAUGGCAGUUAAGGCGACCAUACCUCUUGUGCGUGUCAUAGAAUUGAUAGCCAAGAACAGUGAGCCACAAGUGGGUUUUAUCUAUGAGACGAUGGAUCAGGCCAAAGAAACAAUCAAGGAGGAACUCGAUGAUAAAGAAUCCAUAUACUUGCCAUUUUGGAAGGCAAUUGAUGACAUAUGGGAUGGAUCUUUGCACAGCCCUCUCCAUGCUGCAGGAUACUUUUUGAAUCCAAAGUAUUUUUAUACUAACGAUUUCUAUGCAGAUUCAGAAGUUUUGAAUGGCCUUCUGUGCUGUAUUGUGCGUUUGGCUGAAGAUCCUAGGCUUCAAGGGGUAAUAAAUUCACAGAUUGAAGAAUAUCGCGGAGCAAAGGGUCCUUUUGGUCUUGGACUUGCUCAUCUGCAGUCUUCUCCAGGUAGUUGGUGGUUAGAUUAUGGACAUGGAUGUCCUCAGCUCCAACAUUUUGCUAUACGCAUUUUAAGCCAAACAUGUAGUGGUGCUGCAGGGUACAAUUUGAAGAGGAGCUUGGCCGAGAAGUUACUCAACAAGGGGAGGAAUCCGAUAGAGCAAGAGAGGCUGGCUGCAAUGGUGUUUGCGCACUGCAACUUGCAACUCCAAAAUUUUAAUCAAGGUAUAGCAUCUUACUUAGGAACUGCUGCCAUUGACCCCAUGGACGACUGGGUGGUUGACAAAGCAGCACCUGUUGUGUCUCGAAGCAAUGAAGAGGAGAAAGAAUUUACAUGGAAGGAAUUGGAUUGUGGGAACAUAAUAGGUGGUAGAGGGGAAGGUGAUCCAGGACCGUCUAAUUUCCAUUAACAGCGUUAGCCUAUAUUGUUCUGACUUUUGGGAAGGCUAAGCAAAUUGUAGACCGUGUAAUUUUUCUCAGUACAAUUCUAUAUGUUAUCGUCC